Molecule: messenger RNA, 432 nt
Organism: Trypanosoma rangeli
Lineage: Eukaryota; Euglenozoa; Kinetoplastea; Trypanosomatida; Trypanosomatidae
Product: putative retrotransposon hot spot (RHS) protein
Exons: 1
Coding region: 1-432 (143 amino acids)
Source: RefSeq, a predicted model, not a curated record
AUGAAGGCGUUCUUUGCGUGGCAGGAGCGUGAUUUGCUGCGUGGCUUGCAGGGAAGCAGUGAGGGUAGAGCAGACCUUGAGGAGAGAUGGCAGAGGAUGAAGGACCGUAUUUGUGUGGUUGGACCGCUCCCUCGCUACGUUUUUGAUGAGGACCAUUACUCAGGGCGCUGUAGCGCAAUUAAAACUGCGCUGUUCAACACGUCUGACAUAUGCUGGGAGCACUGCGCAAGGCUUUUGUUUGGCAAGGUUGAGUGGGGCGAGGACGGGACUGCGGACAAGCUGAUCAAGGUGCUGCGUGUGGUGAGGGAUGCGUCGGUGGUGGUGAGGCCCAAUGCGGGGAAUGGAGAGGACGCGGAAAGCUGCAGGAAUUUUCCCGUUUCAGUUGAGGUCAAAAAGAACAUUGCGGAGGCGGGUGCUAAUGAAGAACUUUAG